GUCAAUUGCAAAUACUUGAGAGCAGUUAGCAGAGGGACACUUUAAUACACAACAGUCAUAGUGUUAUUUUUGUUGUGCUCCCAAGUAUUAGUAUUCCACUUAUUUCCAGUGUAUUUUCGUUAAUUAAACUGACGGACUUAUAUACAAAUUAAGGACAAGUUCAGCAUCACAUUCUCAACGUAGUUCGAAGAGUUCUAAUAGUGUCGUUUUCGAGUUCUCGUGAUUAUUGGUGGUUUUAUCUCAGGUAUUUACGUUAAAAAAUGUUCGAUACGUGCAAAACCCUGUAGGAUUACUCGUACAAGUGAGAUAUUUGGUGUGUAAAAGUGCUUUUCGAAGGAUUAUGCUCUGAUGGAAUACCUUUGGUGUUGGAGUUGCAUUGACCCGUUCGAGAACGUACAGGUGGUGAAUUUUUGGGAUAGUUCAAAUUGUUUAUAAUGUCGGGCAGGGGUGGUCUGAUGAAUAACGAUCAGGAGCACAAAUCGCCGAGGGAGAGUGGCGAGGAUUCUGAGGACGAGAGCGAAAUUUUAGAAGAAAGUCCUUGUGGAAGAUGGUUGAAACGGCGAGAAGAGGUUGAGCAGAGAGAUGUCCCGGGCAUCGAUUGCGCCUACUUAGCGAUGGAUACCGAAGAGGGCGUCGAGGUCGUUUGGAACGAGGUCCAAUUUUCGGAGAGGAAGAAUUUCAAGAGCCAAGAGGAGAAGAUCCAGUUGAUUUUCGAAAAUCUCACCCAAUUGGAACAUCCGAACAUCGUUAAAUUUCACAGAUAUUGGACUGAUACGCAUAACGAUAAGCCUCGGGUGAUAUUCAUCACGGAAUACAUGUCGUCCGGUUCACUCAAGCAAUUCCUGAAGAGGACCAAACGAAACGUCAAGAAACUGCCACUUCAAGCGUGGAGGAGAUGGUGCACGCAAAUCCUCUCAGCUUUGAGUUACUUACAUUCCUGUUCACCGCCCAUCGUCCACGGAAACCUUACCUGCGACACAAUUUUUAUUCAGCAUAAUGGUCUCGUCAAGAUAGGAUCAGUUGCUCCUGAUUCGAUAAACCAUCAUGUUAAAACGUGCCAGGACGAUUUCAAAAAUAUGCAUUUCAUUGCUCCCGAACAUCCCACACAAAUGGGUCCGCCCGUCGACAUAUACUCCUUCGGCAUGUGCGCCUUGGAAAUGGCGGCCUUAGAGAUCAUCGGCAACGGAGAUUCCGGCAACAAGGUCACCGAGGAGAACGUCAAGAAGACGAUCGAUUCGCUCGAAGAUCAACACCAGAAGGACUUCAUCUUGAAGUGUUUGUCCCCGAAGCCGGAGGAUCGGCCUACGUCCAAGGAGCUGUUGUUCCAUCCGCUGUUGUUCGAGGUGCACAGCUUGAAGCUGCUGGCGGCGCAUUGUUUGGUUAGGAAAUCCGCUAAUAUUUCUGAAACGAUAACCGACGAACUGAUGCAGAGGUGGUACGGCCCGGAUGUCAUCGUAGCCGAAAUGAAGCGGUGGAGCGGAGAAUGCGUCCAAAUGAAGAUGGCCAAUGUACCGGUAACGGAGAAAUUGGAAAAAUUCGUCGAAGAUGUCAAGAACGGCAUAUACCCGUUGACGGCGUUCGGUGCCAAGCAACCCCCUCCGGCCCGGUCGAGAGCCAUCUCGCCGGAAAUGGCGGAAUCCGUCAAGUCCGUUACACCGGAACCCACUGACGUAGAAACUAGGAAAAUUGUUAAUAUGAUGUGUGAUGUUAAAUCCAAAGAAGAAAGCUGUGAUCUUUUGUUGACUAUUGUACUACGUAUGGAUGAUAAAAUGAAUAGACAGCUAACAAGUUGUAUAUCGCCUGGGGACAAUCCAAGGUUAUUAGCACAGGAAUUAGUACACUACGGUUUUAUAAAUGAAGUAGACCGCGACAAGAUAGCCAAUCUGAUCGAGGAAUCGUUGCAGCACACGAGCUCGACGUCGGGCAACAGCAGUCCCUCGCACGCCUUCCCCGCCCUAACGACCAUACCCAUUCUGACGUCGAUAGCGACGCAACCGGUGCCCGUGCUGGCGACGCACGCGCUCACCAACUCGACGGCGACCCAAGUGCCCAUGCACUCUACUAGUUAGUAAACUGCCCGUUUCGUUCUUCGAGUAGUCACGCCAAGUCGCCGAGAGCGCCGAAUGGAAAAGCUCAAUCGAGAAAUGAGAUGAGGAAAAAGAGAUGCGGGGGUGGAUUGCCCUCCCUCCUGCGGAAGUGUUUCGGGGGGGGAGAUGCAGCCCCGUCGCUGCCGUUAAUUCGAGAAGACUGUGACGUCGGACGUCUCGCUAGUCAAGUGACCAUGUGUUUUUUCAAAUCUGUGAUCGAGCCCAAUUUAUACGACGUUUGACAUUUAAAAAAAUAGGAUAGGUAUGAAAUGGAUGGAAGUAGCAUGUGUGUGUGUGUGUGUGUGUGUGUGAGCGAGAGAGAGAGAAAGAACGAGAGAAAGAUAAGGUUUUGUUGUUUUGGAAAAUCGGGCAUCGGACUGUUAUUAUUAUUUUUUUAAUUUUAGUCAUAGUUUUUUUUUCUCAAGAUGUGAUCUGUUUCAUCGAGAAAGAAGGUAGAUAGUUUUUUUAUUUCGUUAAAUAGAGUGCUGUACCUAUAGGAGGUCGCUUGUUUCAAUUCAAAUUAAAAAACACGUUUUUUUUUAUCAAAUUUAUAUUCUAUAUAAUUUUCUUGUUCUGCUUUCUCAGACCUUUCGUUUGAGGUGUCACAUGCCCAUAUUUAAAUUUAACACGGUUUUUAAAACAAAAUGGCGGCUGGUUAGACAUACUAUAGAGUUUUAAAUAUCUCAUAGAAGAUAACCACAUAAUUUUGAGUAAAAAUCGGUAUUUUUAAAAUGUCUUAUUUUCGUUAUUAACAUAUAUUUCGGGUGAUUUUCUAUAAUAAUAAUUGUGAAUGAAUAUAUAAAAAAUAAUAUCAAACAAAACAUUGAUCUAAAUUUUGUCUUUUUAUAAAAAUUUUUAAAAUAUUUCAAACUUUUCCAUUCUUUAUUACUAGUGAGUCAUGUCGCAUUGGUAAAAAACCACUUUACAAUAGAAAAAUAAACAAAAUUGCGAUUGACAGCCAUUUUGUUUUUGACUAAAAAAUUCAUUAUUUUCUUCUUUAACCUAAAGAUAUCUUUCGUUUGAGGUGUUACAUGCCCCUAUUUCAAUUUAAAAUGAUUUUAAAACAAAAUGGCGAUUGGUAGCCAUCUUGAUUUGUAUAUAGUUAUUGUUUUAUUCUCUGGCUUGGAAAUACCUGUCGUUUGAGGUGUAACAAGCAUAUAUUUUAAUCUGAAACGACUGAAACAAAAUGGCCCAUGGUAGCCAUCUUGAUUUGGACUAAAAUUUCGCCAUUUUCUUCUCCAGCUUUGAAAUACUUAUCGUUUGAGGUAUGGCAGGUAUAUAUUUCAAUUUGAAUCGAAUUUUAAACGAAUCAAAAUGUCACAUGGCAGCCAUUUUGAAUCGGGUUAAAUUUUUAUUAUUUUUUUCUCCAGCUUAGAAAUACCUGUCUACAAGACUAUAUUUCAAUUUGAAACAGGUUUUGGACAAAAUGGCGAAUGGUAGCCAUCUUGAUUUGGAUUAAAAUUUCAAUAUUUUCCUCUCCAACUAUGAAAUACCUGUCAUUUGAGGUAUGAAAAGCCUAUAUUUCAAUUUGAAACUAUUUUUAGACAAAACAAAAUGUCACAUGGUAGCUUUCUUGAUUAGGACCAAAAUUUCGAAACUUCCUCCAGCUUUGAAAUACCUUUCGUUAGAGGUAUGACAGGUAUAUAUUUCAAUUUGAAACGAUUUUUAAACAAUGUAAGAUGGUGGCCAUCUUGAUUUGGACUAAAAUUUCGCUAUUUUCUUCAUCAGCUUUAAAAUACAUAUCUUUUGAGGUAUGACAAGCCUAUAUUUCAUAUUGAAACGAAAUAUAACAAAAUAGCACAUGGUAGCCAUCUUGCUUUGGACUAAAAUUUCGCUAUUUUCUUCACUAGCUUUAAAAUACCUAUCGUUUGAGGUAUGACAAGCCUAUAUUUCAUAUUGAAACGACUUCUAAACAAAAUGGCACAUGGUAGCCAUCUUGAUUUGGACUAAAUUUCGAAAAUUUCUUCUCCAGCUUUAAAAUACCUAUCGUUUGAGGUAUGACAAGCCUAUAUUUCAAGUUAAAAUUGUUUUUAAACAAAAUGGCACACGGUAGCCAUCUUGAUUUGGGCCAUUUAACUUUCGAUUUCUUUAUUCUUCAAAUAAAAAAAAUCUGCUUGGUAACUUGUCAAGUUGCCAACUAUUUGUUUUAAAGUUAUUUUUAAAUGAAGUUUUGGUAGCCAUAUUGAUUUACUCUUAUUUCUAUUUAAUAUCAAAUGCCUAUUGGUAAUUGUGACGACCCAUUAAAGAUUUCAAUCGUAAAGCUAUAUCUCGUUUAUUAAAGAAAAAUAAUUCCCACUUAUAGUUAUUUAAACAGUGUAACUAGUCGCCAUUUUGCUUUGAACUGUUUAUAGCUUUCUUUAAAACAAAGUGUCCCAUUUUUAACGGAUUUUGGUCUGAAGCAGAAACAAGCCUAUGACAUCACAACUUUUUAAACAUCAAAAUUACGUCGAUAAUUUUAUUGUAUAUAUACACAUAUAUUUUUAAUUUGAAGCCGAUACAGCGUCCCCUAUAUUUUAAGCUUCCGUUUUUUUAUUGUAACUAUCCAAAUACUCGUUGCAAAUGUAUUAAUUAUGAUUUGCCCCUUGAGACUGAUAUAUAAUGUUAAAAAAUGGAAACAAAAUUUAGAUAGAAGUUAAGUCAUAAACGUACUGUAAAGCAGAAGAGUGAUACACAUGCCAUUUCGGCAAUUUACAGAGUCAUAUUUACCUGCGAUUUUACACAAUCCAAUAAAUUUACACAUUCGUUUUAAGUAACUAUUUUAAUUUUUAACUAAGUAAAAUUACACAGAACUUGUCAGAUAUGUAAAACUCACAAACUAACUCAUAAAAAUUCCAAAAACAAUUAAAAUUUUAACUAAUUUAAUAGUUAAAUACAUUUAAUUAUAAAAUCACGCACAAUCUUAACUAAUUUGCAAUAUUGCAACCUACUCUCAGCAAAUCUGCUACAAAUCUAUAUUAAAUAGCUUGUGACUUCUAACGUGUAAUCUAUUUAAAGUUAUACGUUUUGUAAGUAUUUAGACGCGCCGCGAGAAAUUUUACACACAUCUCGUUGCGCAAAAUCACGAGAUAGCUGUGUAAAAUUAGAAAAUAAUACAAAGCUGUCUGAAAAAACUAAAAUACCGAAUUAGCUAAUGUAAAUUCGCGAAAUAAUUUUACAAUUAGCCUAACUAAUCUUUUUAACUAAGUAAAAGUAAACAUAAUUUAACUAAUCAAAAUUGCAAAUUAUUCUUGUUCAUUAAAACUGAGUAAAACAAUGCACAUUAUUAACUAAGUAAAAUUACGAAAUCUAACUUGAUUAGAAGUAACCGAGUAAAUAUCAAUUUAACUAAUGUAAAUUAUGUUCGAUUGUGUAAAAUCGUUUGUAAAUCGUGUAAAUUGCCCAUAAAAAUCGAUUUAGUCAAUAUGCCACUUCUUCUUUAUGGAACUUUAUCAGGUCAGGACCAAAAUAUUCUCCUAAAAUGAGGUUGGAUGUGAAUUUUUUCGAGACUUUGCGCUACCUACUAGUGGGGAGGAGGUACUCUAACGUCAGACUGGGGACUAAUUCGAAGAGAUGUUCAAAUUGAUCUUGCUUUUUGCUGAAAAAAAAAAAAAAAAAUACACAAAUGGUAUUUUUCGUGGGUCGUUUUUUUAAAUAAUUCGUUUUUAAUUGGUUUUUCGGUAAAAGUAGUGGUAUAUAAAAUUUGAGGUAAUUAGAUUCUCCGUCGAAGGGUAUAAAGAUGUUCGUUCUCGGAUCAAUUGUUUUUGAGGAAUAACUGUGCAAAAAUAAAAAUAUUCUUAAAUCGUUCAGUGAUAAAUCUUGCAGUUUAUGCAGUACAUUGUUUUGAUUUUAGUUUAAUUCUUUAUCUUUCUUUUGUAAUUCAUAAUGCACGCCGAUUUUUCGACAUUUGCUUAAAAACAAUUAGGAUUAGAACCAAUAUGAUCAGAGCUUUUUAUAGAUAAUUUAAUUGUCUUUCGUUUUGUAUACUAGUAUUUUUAUCGUAAAAUUGAUAAUAAAAGAGUUAUUUCAAAAAAUCCGCUUUCAAACUCCAAAUGCUGUUUUUUCCGAUGUUAAAACAAACAAAAAUCCUUUCCGCCCGGACUAAUGUGGAUCGGAAUUUAUACUUACGAGGGAGAUCGAAAUUGUAGCAAUCCUGCUACGAGGGGACGUCGAGAAAGAUCGUUUUGAAGAUCUUUUCGAAUGUAUACGACUGAACAGGUAGGACUGGUGGAUUUCGAUAGACUUUUUUUCCGGUUAGCCAACGAAAAUGAUUCAAUUCUAUAGGCGCAAUUUUUUUAUAUAGCGAAUUUAAUGAAUUUUUGCCUACCCACGCAUUGACGCGGAAAUAUAGCGGUUCGAAAUUUGAACGAGUUCGAACAAACAAUUGAGAUUUUUACUCGAGAGCAACCUCGACGGAAAUUUACCGGGAAAAUUUGAUGAAAAAUUGCGAAUAGAAUCAAAACGAUAUUUUAAAAAACGUCUGAAUUGAAUGUUUUUUGUUUCGUAUAGGUUUUAUUGCAACGAUAUAUUUUUUUGUUUAAACGUGCAGCUUGUUCAGUCUUUUGUGGCAUCAUUGCAGUAUAUUUUUAUUUUAAAUUGAAUUUGAAUCAGAUUUUCGCUUACAUUUGUUCUGAUAACUAUACAUAGAUAAAAAGCCUCCAAGAGAUAAAUCUUCUUUCUAAUAUUCUCUUUUCCUUGGUAUUUUAUCCCAGUUUUCUUUUCUUUAGAUUUCCAUUUCUUCUAUAACCAUUUUACCUAUCCUGAAAUUAUAAUUUUUGGCGAAGCAGCUACUUGCAAACUUUUUUAAACAUCUUUCAAGUACCCGAUUUACUGUAAACUUACUCAUAUUUUGAAGACCUUGUGUAAGUUUACAAGGUCAGUGACCUGCUCUUUUUGUCCCCCCAUUUUUCUACUACUAAAACUCAAAUAUUACAUUGUUUCCUAAGGAAAAUUGGUGAAAAACAACUUUAUCGUUGGAAACUUUAAAAUUUUCCGAAAUCAUCCCAUCUAGAAAUUUUGAAUAUACAUUUUUUGUUAAUUUUUCAAAGAUUCCUAAAAAAAUAAAAGACCUUCCAAUAUGGAAAUUUUCUCUUCUCCUUUCUGCUGUUCCAUGUCUUUUGGUAUUUUAGUAGUCCGCUGUUUGAUAUUAUCUUCUCUUUUCUCUAGGUCUCAAUUUCUUCCAUAACCAUCGAUCUAUCCUGAAAUUAGGAUUUCUUGCGAAGCAUCUACUUGCAAACCUUUUUCAACUUUAAACUAACACAUCCAUAAAAUACCAUCUUUAAACGCGCUUACUAUAAAUUUACUUAAAUCUUUUAUUUCGCAAGUUUACAGGGUCAAUGACCUGUUCCUUUUGUCCUCCCAUUUUCUUACUACUAUAACCCAAAUAUUGCCUUGUUUAACAAAAAAAUGUAGUGGCUUACUGUAAGUCUCUUCGAACUGGAUCAUUCUCUUCAGUGUUUUUUGCUCUAUCUACUCUUUCAAGUCGAGUUUUUCCCUUCUCAAUUUUUUGUUUUAUUUUCCUGAGAAAUGUGUUUGAGGUAUCGGUAAAAUUGUUCAUCCAACGAAAGAAGAUCUUUCAAAACCCCUAAAUCAGCUGCCAAAAAAAGUAUUCGCUGAAUAAUUUCCCCAAAGAAAAAUUAAAAAAUUUUUCGACCUUCCACUGAGAAAAUUUCAAUCAAAAUUUGAUGGUUGGUGUUUUCGACGGAAAAUUAUUGAAAAACCACUUUAUCGUAGGAAAAUUUAAAAUUUUCUGAACGAAUCUACAGAGAAUUUUGAAAUUUAUUGUUAAUUUUUCAUAAAUUUGAAAUAUUGAAAAGUUUCGCGGUUUUUUUAUUUCUCCUCCCUGUCAUAAAAACCUUUCCAUGUGAUACAUCCGAGGUGUCUCGUAUUUUCUCUUCUUCUUUCUACUGUUCCAUGUCCUCGGUAUUUUAGUCCACUAUUUGUCCGUUACAGAUUUGAUAUGUUUUUUUCUCUAGGUAUCCAUUUAUUCUUAAAUAUUUUAUUAUGUUGACCUUGGUUGACCUGGCGCAAAUUUACGAGGUCAAUGAUCUGCUCCUUUUGUCCCACCAUUUUCCCACUACUAAAACCCAAAUAUUACAUUGUUUACCAAAUUGAUGCAGUGGCUCCCUCUAAGUCUGAACUUUCUGCAUAAAUAUAACGGGAAAAUAAUUUCCCGAAUCCCUAAUUUUGCACUGCCGAGUUAAUAUUAAAAAAUUAAAAUUUGCGGUAAUUUUCCGUCAGGGGUCCACGUUUCUAUUGCGUAAUUAUUAUAAUAGGUGUAAAUAGUCUAAAUAACAAUAGCCUUGUAUGAAAAAAAUUGUAGAUAUUGAAUUUUUUUAUUGAAAACAAAAAAAAAUAUGAAAAUAUGUAGGUAUAAGAAAAUAAGUAUAAUAUUUAUUAUGCAUUGAGUUAAAAGGAAGAACUCUAUCAGUAGAAAUUUUUACGUUUUUUUUUUUCAAAUGAAAAAAAUACGACUUGAGUUACGGCUGGUUCGAAUCUUGGCUAAACGUUGACGUGUGAAGUUAGCUGCGUCGGUAAUACAGGUUUUAUACCUGAUGGCCUCGUAUUGUGUGUUCAACUGAUUGGACCUAUUAUUAUUUUUUAUUAAUUUAUUGAUAUAUUAUGUUUUUAAUUUCAAAACGUUUCAAUUGUUUUUAUAAAUACUUUGCUGGUAAAAUGUUUACGUAAAAAUUUCUACUGUCCAGUUAGAGGUCCCAUGUGAUAUUACGCUCAAAAUUAGUUCGGCUGAAGACUUUCCUAACUCAUAUUGAAUGAUUUAUGAAAUUUAUUUUGUUAGUAAUUUGCCAAAAUUCCCUAUAUAAUAUAUAAAUAGUAGAAGUGUUCGUUUUCUUUGUCCUUAGUUAUUUAGUUUAAGGAGAAAACAAUCGAUACGUCGUUCACGCCGUUUCGCUUUUCAACACAAUGUAUAACAAAAAAAAGCCGUUCUUCCUUAAAUGAUUAAUUAAAUAUUUAAAUAAAAACCAUUGAAAAAACACAACAUGCAGAGUUUGU
Messenger RNA from Psylliodes chrysocephalus, 9074 nucleotides. The record is from the annotation of a GenBank genome assembly. Lineage: Eukaryota; Metazoa; Arthropoda; Insecta; Coleoptera; Chrysomelidae.